Perca fluviatilis (European perch) is the source of this 9206-nucleotide messenger RNA. It is a transcript of the gene sema4gb, whose product is annotated as sema domain, immunoglobulin domain (Ig), transmembrane domain (TM) and short cytoplasmic domain, (semaphorin) 4Gb. NCBI's taxonomy places the organism in Eukaryota, Metazoa, Chordata, Actinopteri, Perciformes, Percidae. Gene Ontology annotation, molecular function: semaphorin receptor binding; chemorepellent activity. Gene Ontology annotation, biological process: semaphorin-plexin signaling pathway; negative chemotaxis; neural crest cell migration. The coding region runs from base 233 to 2875 and encodes 880 amino acids. The record is from RefSeq and is a predicted model, not a curated record. The transcript is spliced from 15 exons.
CAUUGGAUAACUGCAGCAGCAGCAGCAGCAGAGCAGCUCGGUGUUUCGCAGCGAAGAGAACGACUCAGAGGAUAUUUGUGGACUCUAGGAAACAUUCAGCUGGACAAUAAUCAAAGAGUCUGCAUCUGCUUGCUGCUGGGCCUGAAGAUCCACAUUUCUCACGCUUAGAUUUUGUGUCCAACAAAUUGAGUGCAAUUAAGGCUUUGCUUGGACCCAGGUCUGAGUGUUAAACAUGGGAGACCACCUCCGGCCCCUGCUGCUGCUCCUGAUGCUCCUCGCCAGGCUGUCACAGCUGUGGGCCUUGCCCUUCAGCCCGUCCCUGGACCUGGAUGUCACCCCCAGGACUACUGUCUUCUACAAAGGUCUGUUGGGCAGAGCCAUUUUCACUGGCUCUUCCCAGAACCACAGCACCCUCCUGCUGGAGGAGGGGGCCGGGCUGCUGUACGUGGGAGGCAGAGGAGCCCUGCACGCACUCAACACCUCCAACAUCUCCACAACUGCAAACCUCACAAUUGAUUGGGAUGCUUCCCCUGAACAGAAGAGGCAGUGUCUCAACAAAGGGAGAGACAAUCAGACAGAGUGCUACAAUCACAUCCGCUUUCUGCAGCGAUUCAAUGAGACUCACCUAUACGUCUGUGGAACAAACGCCUUCAGACCUCUUUGUGCUUACAUAGAUGCAGAGCGGUUCAGAUUCUCCUCCGGCUUUGAGGAGGGCAGAGACAGGUGUCCAUAUGACCCAGCAAAGGGAUACACUGGCCUCCUCGUAGACGGUGAGAUGUUCACAGCCUCUCAGUACGAGUUUCGCAGCUCUCCAGAUGUGCGCAGAAACUUCCCCUUCCCCACGCUCAGGACAGAGGAGGCCCCCACCCGGUGGCUACUGGAGGCAGAUUUCGUGGGCUCCGUGCUGCUGAAAGAGAGCAUCAACAGCUCUAUCGGUGACGACGACAAGAUUUACUUUUUCUUUACGGAGAGAAGCCAGGAGCAGAUUGCCUACCCGAGCCAGACCAAGGUGUCCAGGGUUGCCCGAGUCUGCAAGAAUGACUGGGGUGGCCAGAGGACCCUGCAGAGGAAGUGGACCUCCUUCCUCAAGGCCAGAAUGGUGUGUUCAGUCCCAGAGUAUGAGCUGCACCUCAAUAUCCUGCGCAGUGUGUUCGUUUUGCAGGGUCGAGAUGCUCAAAGCAGCAUUUUCUAUGGCGUCUUUGGCUUGGAAUGGAAGAAUAUCAAAGCAUCUGCUAUCUGCCAGUACGCCUUCUCAGAUGUGCAGAAGGCUUUCGACGGGCCGUACAUGGAGGUGCAGGACUCAAAGUGGAGGGAGUACACGGGGAAAGUUCCAGAGCCAAGACCUGGAUCUUGUAUAACAGAUGUGCACAGGUCCCAGGGCAUCAACUCAUCUCGAGACCUCCCAGACAAUGUCCUCACUUUUGCCAGAAGGCACCCACUGAUGGCCGGCCAGGUGCACCCAAUAGGGGCGCGCCCACUCAUGUUCAAAAGAAGUGUCAACUAUGUCAAGAUAGUCGUGCACAAGGAGCCGGCGCUGGAUGGAAACAUUUAUACAGUUCUGUUUUUGGGAACUGAUGACGGGUGGCUGCACAGAGCUGUAGACAUUGAUGGAGAAAUGCACAUCAUAGAAGAGUUGCAGCUGUUUGAAAAACCCCAGCCCAUAGAGAGCAUGGUCAUAUCCUCUGCUCUGCGGAGUAUCUAUGUCGGCUACCACUCUGGAGUGGUGCAGGUACCGAUGUCCGCCUGUCAAAGGUACACUUCCUGCUACGACUGCGUAUUCGCCAGAGAUCCGUUCUGUGGCUGGGACGGGAGAGCGUGUGUGGAAAUAUCUUCACGUGCACUGAGGUCAAACCUUACCCAGGAUAUCCUGAAGGGAAUCAGGGGCUGCAAGGAGAAUUCAGGAAACGUGGUCCAUCGGAGGCGUUCUGUGAUGUCUGGUGAUGACGUGCUACUUCAGUGCGAACUGCGCUCCAACCUGGCAACUCCGCGCUGGACGCUAAACGGCAAAGAACUCCAGGGAUACGGCCUCAAUUCGGGCUACCGCAUCGGCACGGAUGGCCUCCUCAUAAUCGGCGCUCGUGCCCAGCAGAGCGGGUCUUAUCGCUGCUUUGCCGUGGAGAACUCCGUCUCAGUCCUGGUUUAUCUUUACACAGUCAGGGUGCACACGGACUCGUACUUCCCCGUGGAGCCCACAGCCACGACUAACCCCACGACAGUUUCCAGCCCGACUGUUUUCUCCACCAGCGGCCCCACUGAGCAGCCUCUGCCCUCACCUCCUGCCCCGCUGCCUCCGGGAGCUGAGUUCCAGACCUACAGACACAUGGAGGCCGUGUACAUUUCCCUGGUGGCGGUUCUCGGCGGGCUUUGCUUGGUGUUGACUGUGGUGCUGCUUUAUGUGAGCUUCUGCACCAGACGCGUCUCUCAGAACCGAAAGUUCUCCCAGCAGGGGCUGCAGGUCCUGGGGGGCUCUGAGAGAAAGAGGAGCUCCCAUCUCGAACUUAGAACCAUCUCCAGCCACUGCAAUGGCCGCCAGGGUCGUCGCUCCAUCUCGAUGACAACUUUCGGGGACAUAGGUGAUGGAUUCCUCCAGAUAGUUCCAGGUGAGGGCCAGUUCUCUCCAUGCAAAACACCUCCUCCAGCCCCUCCUCUACCUAUGCCACCUCCGCUGCCCAACACAGACUACACCAACGGGCUGUCGGCCACUCUGCCCAGCGUGCUGAGGAAGAUGAACGGGAACAGCUACGUGCUGCUGAGGCAGGCCGACCCCGAGGGCAUGUCGCCGCUCUACCACUCCUUCACAGAGGAGCUCAACAGGAUCCUGGAGCAGCGGAAACACACACAGCUGGACCUGCAGCCUGAUGAGAGCUCCAUCUAGGACGCCCCUCUCAGUCCUUGUCGUUAUUUAUUUUUACCCCAACUGUGACCCGUAGUUGUGGGGAGAACUGACUGUUGUAUCAAACACUGCUGUUAUUUACCCAGUGUCAGAGUACCUGCAGGUCAUGUCCUCACCUGAUCUGAAAUGUGCAGCCUCCUGUGUCUCCCAUGCCAAAUGGCCCAUGAUUUCACUUCAACAAUGGACGGCACUAACCAGAGAUUGCUAUUCAAAAAGUGGAGCUGUGAAAAAUUUGGCCAUAGACUGCACUGUUACAAAAUUACAACGAAUAGGGAGCUCAAUGAUGCUACCCCGGUGUAAACUCCCCGGAGGCUUUGAACGAUGGUGGUCAGAGAUGACAACGCAGAGAUGCAAACUGGGACACAGAAAUAAAUCCGGCCAGCCAGGAGGUGAUCACGUAUUUAUGAGACUGUGGGAGUGUUCAGGAAGUUUUUAGUGCCAUGUAAUAUUAGCCCUCAAUGGAGCAGAAAGUGAUACUCCACCCAAAAUCUAUCUUUUGUGCAUUGUUGCAUUUGGCUACAGUGGGAAACUACCUUUCACCUAACAUGCCCAUACUGAGAGCCUUUCCCUGCGUGUUGCAAAUCUGACAUUAGGAUGUUCCUGUUCAAUGGUCUGGGGGAGAACAGGUUUGAACCCGUAAUCGCAGGAGCUGACUCUGUAUCAGCCACGCCUUCCAUGAGGCUGGCGGUGAUAGUAGUAGAUAGUAGACUGUUUCAGCUGCUUGGCCUCCUCUGGGUUUGGGCGGAUAUUGGCAGUUCAGGGUUCUUUUGUGGACAAAAAAUGCAUCCUUCCGGGAUGAAUUGGCUGGCAUCCCACCUCCAGGUGUCUCGCAUCAGCGGCUAAUAAGGACACAUACACUUCUCUCCCCCAUUCCGUGUGUGAUGUCAGAGCUGACCAUCCAGUCUCCUCCUACAAAUGCACUUACCUACCCAACUGAAGGACCACUUAACAUUGUUUUAAACAAGCUCAAGCAUCCAACAAGUACAUGAAAAUGUUUAAUGGAUUGAUGUUUUAACAGUGAAAACGUGUCCAAAUAGGAAUCCAUUGUAAGGCUGCAACUAACGGUUGUUUUCACAAUCAAUUAAUCUGGCAAUUAUUUUUUUCUAUUUAUUGUUUAGCCUAAAAAAUGUGAAAGAAUAGAAAAUAGUAAAGAAUGCACAUCACAUUUCCCAGAGCCCGGUGUGGCGUCUUCAAAUUGGUGGUAUUGUUGACCAACAUCCGAAAUCCCAAAAAUAUACAAUUUGAAAUGAUAUCAAACAGAGAAAAACAGCAAAUCCUUGCAAUUGAGAAGCUGAAACCAACGAGUGUUUGACAUUUUUUGCUUCAUAAAUGACGCUUAACCUGAAUAAUUGUUAUGAAUUCAAUCUGAACACAAGCUUUUGUUCUCUAUGAAGGAGCAAACUACUCGUUUUACAGCCACCCGUCAAGCCCGGGGUGGCGCCUGUUUGAUAAGAGAUAGAUUUUAUGUGGGGUAUCACUUUAAGAAGGUGUUACAGUAAACGAGAGCUCAGGUGGUAAAACAAAUCAUACAUUUACAUUUAUUUAAACCACUCUUUCAUCAUUUCUCCUGCCCUCAUGUAAAUUGCAAUACUGUAAUUGCAUCACUGUUUCAGAUGUGAGAAACAGUUUGUUCUGUCAGUGCCAGUGGCAAGAGCUGUGGGGGGAAGUAGACACAGCUCUAUGUAAGGCAGCUUAAUUAGUCUAUUAAAGACCAUUAAAGGUGCAGUCAGUUUGUGGUCAGAUUGAUUGAAUUCACUGAAGACCGCAGACUGGCUUCAGGGCCCAGAAGGCUGCUUGGAAUACACAAUACACUGAAAACAAACGGUCGAGAUGCUGUAAAGAAAAUGCUUAUUUGCCGUUUUAUAUUUAUACAGCUAAACAUACAUAUACUUUGUCUUUUUCAGACUGAAGCCCUGUUUUUGUACGAUCAUUCAUCACGCCUUCAAGAUGUUGCAUGAGUUUCAUGCCAACACUUAGAUUCUUUCAAAAUGAUUUUACAAAGAGGCUAAAUAGUUUUCUCAUCUAUUUCUUAAACAUGUCCUCUGCUGUGAAAAAGCUGCUAGUGGCGAUCGAAUCGGGUCUAGGAAGACCUUCACACAUGCAACCCACAAAAGCAUGCUCAGUGUUUACCUGACAUCAGAGCAAUGCCAAAACAACAAGAACUGCAGGGCCUACAGUAUUUCCUUGGCAAGGUGACCAGCGCUAUGAUGAAAUAGCACAUGUAUAACCUAGAGGGACUGAAAUGAAUCUUUGAGUAGUUUGUAAAUGUGUCACUUUCCAGCAAAGUGUUGAAUCAGCUCUUGCGGUGGCUCAGCAGCAGCUCUCUACGGUGCAUCUGUCAGAGCGUCGCUGACAGUAACAGGGGUACUUGGCUUGGCUCCACAAAGAGAGGACGGGGGCUUCUUGUCUGUUUGCAUAGAGCGCUGUCGUCUGUGCAGGUAGAAGCAGACAGAAAACAUUUGACCUAAGUGUCCUGGUUAGCGAUGCAGGAAACAGAUGAUGAUACAAGGAGGCAGCAGCUAUUUUGCACUUGUAGGUUUUCUGUCGUCCUCUUAUCUGCCUUGUAAGCCACUUUAUUCUGAGAAUAUACGGUCCAGGAAAUGCACUCUAUGCAGAUGGAUAAAUGUCCUGGCCUAAAUGGAGGACAUUGUGUCUGACCAAAGGCCUCAGUAUGAUUCAAAUAAGGGCUUGCCUGCUUGUGUAUGAGGCUCUUUCUUUUCAUGCUUGGCACUUUUUUGUGUGCACAGCUGAGUGCAACACUAUGAAUAUUGUUGUUGUACUAUUCUUAGCAUGCCCCUCUCUGUGACAGCAGGCAUUUUGGUCAUUCACCUUUAGACAUGGACGACACAUUGUUUUAAGCAUGCUGAAACUUUAACCACUUUUCUACUUAUUAUGUUUACUGAUUCUUUUCAGUGCGGCAAUCUCAUGACGUUAUGCCAAGCCUCAGUCUCAGUAGUUAUAGGCUUGUCUCUUUACUAAAUGCAGACUAUUUAUUAGCCCAAGUGUUAGCCUUUUGCUUAGAGUCUGUUCUUCCAGACAUUAUUUUAAAGGAUUAUAUGUAAUUGAUUAAAAAUAGAUCUUUUUUUUUAGGACUUAAGAAUUUUUUCACUGUAUGUUACAAUAUGUUUGUUUUUUUAGAUUGGAUUUACUCCAAUUUUUUCUUUUUUCCUUUUUUACUUGGCUAACAUUGCUAUAUUCCUCACCAUAUGCCUUUGUGUGCUCCAAUAACAAUUAUUCUAAAUAAUUUCCUCUUGGCUGUCCACUUUCACAGUUUCUGUUUGUCCUCAUGGACAAAUCCAAAUAUGGAUAUUAUUGAAGGUGUAGCUGAACAGUAUUGGACACGCUUUCACAUGUGUGGCUAUAGAUUGAAUUUAUUUUGAAUUAAGAGUGAACUUCUGUCAGUUAAUUAUAUCGGCCAAACUUUCCAACACAUCAUUUAAUAUCUCCUGCGGUUACAUAUUAAGGUGUGUUUUUCUCUGAAAAGUGUUCUGCGAUUCGACCUGACCUGUGUGUCCUGGCCAGCCAUGCAGAGAACAGUUGAGGACAAAUGGAUGUGUUGGCAGAAGCUACUUUUUUUUUUUUCAACAUUUUUAACCUUUUAACUUGUUUUCUUCCUCAUCUUCAUUCCUCCCCUCUCUCCCUCUCUGCCUGUCCAUCUCAUCACCUCUGCAUGACAGUAUCAUCUAAUACUCUCUCUGCUCACAUUCACACUUUCUCUAUCACUCUCAAGGACCCUUCUGAGUUUACAAAUGGCCAUGAUGGCCCCUAAUCAAUUAGAACCAGUUUUCAAAGAUCAUUUUUUGGGGCAUUUUAGGCCUUUAUUUAUAUAGGACAGCUAAAGACAUGAAAGGGGAGAGAGGGGGAAUGACAUGCAGCAAAGGGCGGCAGGGCGGAGUCGAACCUAUGGCCGCUGCGUCCAGGAGUUAACCUCUAUAUAUGGACACCACGCCUGCUCUACAGGUGAGCUACCCAGGAGCCCAAUAUUAUUUGUGAGAAAGUUUUGAUUGCACACAUUUCCCAUAGGACUCAGACAGACAGAGUAUAAUUAUGUGUCCUUAAAUUAUAAUAUACUAACAGUGCUCAAAAAGAUCGACCAGGAUCAAACAAAGGUUUUCUCAUCCAUGCUAGGGCCAUAUGUUUCUGGUUUUUUUUAUUACGGAGCUAGGGCAGGGGGUAAUAUUCAGAGAAAAAACUCACAAUUUCUGAGACAAAAGUCAUUAAUUUACAAGAUUAUUUUAGUAUAUUCUCUUAGAUCAAAGUGGUACAUUUACGAGAAAAAAAAUCACAAAUUUAAGAGAAAAUUUUUUUUUCUUGUUAGGUUACAUUUUAUUGCAAGUUUAACAUUUCUACUGAGUUAGUUAGAUGUUACAGUACCGAUAAUAUAACAGCUUUCAGAAUAAAGUUCCCUCAUCAAGUUGUGGACAAACUUUAACAUGUCGGAAGCUUCAUCUGAAUCUGCGAACGUCGCUGCUGCUUCAUUCUCACUUAAGGACAAUCUGUUUACAAUAGACACUGCCUCUGCACUGUAUAUACUACAGUAUAUUAUGGACUUUUAAAAUAGCUAACAUAUUGGCUACCAGUUUUACAGUCAGCUUGUUUCUGUACACAAACCCACAGUAAACCCAGUGCAUCAAUAUGCAAGAUACGGUAUAUUUUAUGUCGAUUAUUUCCCUGUGUUGGCCAAAGAAAGUGGUUCACAUUUGCACAGUUCGUUUGUAAGUUUGUUAAAAGUCAUGUAAUAUACUCUUGUAAACUGUGACAUGUUUUUUUUUUGGUAGAUAAUGAACGUAUCUAUGUGGUUUUCUGGCUGAAGUGACAUCUUUGCUUCUUGUAAGAUAGUUUAGCCACCUGAGCUGUUGCAGAAAGAAUUGUUUUUAUGUUAUUUCUCAUGUCUUAUUUAUUUGAGUCCAUUAAAUUUCCACUUGCUUUUGUGCAGAUAAGAACACGUUGCAUUAUGCACAGCUUGGUAAAAAAAAAAUAGUCAGUGUCAACAGCCCUGAGGGGAAGUCAGGAAAUGACACGCAAAACAUGCUCACACCUUCUCCUAGUCUCAUGACACUCGCUUGUUUUUAGCUUGUGGCAAGCACCAAGGCCACUGUCCUCCAGUGGGAAUGGAGCCCACACGAUCCCAGAGUCAUUUACAUGCAGUACAUAUGCGACUCUGACAGAGCAGAGAUAUAACAUAAACUCAGAGGGGGGAUAAAAUGGCCAUUUUCAGAGCAGUGUUCAAGGCAGUACCUUAGCAACAGCAUCUUUAUUUAGAGCCUUUAAUGUCCUAGCGUGGGUCUAGCUGUGCCAGUUCCCAUUGGGGAGUGCGGGUGUGAUGAGAGCAAAGUGGCCCUGAUAUCUGUAAUUGGUGUGAUGGAUAAAUUAAAAUACAGGAAGUGAGCAUGAAACAACAGAAAACAUGUUCACAUCAUCAGCCAAUUAUGCUUGAAUUCCUUUCCUCACUUUAAAACAGGCUAAACUGUUUGAUUUGACCUAACUUUGGUGAUAUAAGUUUACAGAUAAUUUGAAUUUAACAAAUGUAUUGGCUAAGCAGUACAUGUAUAACAACAGAAACUGCAGUCUUUAUGUCUGUGGGUAAUUUAAUAGGAAAGGGGCUUCCACAUUUUUAUCAAAAAUGCAACUCAAGUACAGAUAUUUGGGAGAAAAUGAGUGAAAUCAGCACCAGUGUUCCACUGCAGAGCUCGGCUCCACUGUCUCACACUCAUCACCAUCCUCAGCAGUCAUCUCACGCUCCUAUUCUACAUAAUUUUUCCACAGAUAGCCAAACCAUCUCCUGCAGCCAGAGCUAUAGAUGCCAGCAGACUAGUAUCCAUCCAUCAACAGAAACAUGCAAUCUGUCCUGGGGGCACCUUUCACGUGAUGCUUAUUUGUAUUCAUCUGAUGACUUGUACUUUAUUGUAUGGAUGAACUUUUCUUGAGAAGAACGACGAGGUCAUUUGUGGAAGAAAAGCAAGGGUCAAGCUGUGUGCCUUUUGCCGUCAAAAAUGAUGAAUUCAGAGUGAGAACAGCAAAGAAAGCAGCGAGGAGUUUUGCCAACAUCCGUCUCGUUAAAUUUGAACAAAUCUCCCACUGGAGGAGUUCUCUGUUCCUCUUACAGCUGACGCAGAGGACAGCUCUGUGCUGCCGAAGGUUAGGACUUGUCCCUCAAGCUAUCACACAACCAUCUGUCAUGUUCAUCUAAGCUCUGGAUCGUUUAAGGUUGUGCAUCGAAGAAAACCCUUAAACCUCAUCAGUAUUAGAACUGUAAAAACAUGUACAUUUCCCCCCCCGUGUCAUUCAAAUAAAAAAAUGUGUACUUCUCAAA